CCUCUACCCUGUGACGUGUCGCACGUUCUCCUUCGGAUCAGGAAGAGGUUUAUCCUACAGUAUAAUCUGCAAAUAUAAACAUCGUGUGACAGCACGGCCACGCCAAAAAAAUCUCAAGCAAAUAAAUUAACCCUGUUUUUCAAAGGGGCCACUUAAAGAAUAGACCUCCGGGACCAGCCUCUACUGUAGCCUGCUGGGUCUUUGGAGAGCCAUCUCUGGAGGACUGUGUUCCCUGAACCGAAUGACAACAGUGAGGUCCACAGCGUCGCAGUUCGCGGAGCACAUUGGCUUGGGACGAGGGUCUCAUCACUGAGCUCCGGGUUUGGUGGUCUCCUGACAAAUGCCUGGCGCAGGAUGGGGAAAACGCAGCAACUAGACAUGGAGGUGAUGACACCACUUAUCGAGAGCCCUGUCCAGGGCUCGGAGGAGAACUCGGAUGAGGACCACGAACUGCUCCCUCCUCCACAGCAUGAGCAGGACAACGGCCGGGGCCUCACGUUCAGCCAAGCACUCAUCCACCUGCUGAAGGGGAACCUGGGCACGGGCCUCCUAGGCCUGCCUCUGGCCGUUCACAAUGCAGGCAUAAUUGCGGGACCCAUUUGUCUUGUGCUGAUGGGGGUCGUGUGCGUGCACUGUAUGCAUAUCCUGGUCCACUGCAGUCAUCAGUUAUGCGAGAGGUUGAAGAGACCGUCCAUGAGCUACAGCGACACCGUGGCCUUUGCUAUGGAGCACAGCUCCUACCAGUGCUUCAAAAAGACCGCCGGCCUUGGCAGGCAUGUAGUCAACUUCUUCCUGGUGCUGACACAGCUGGGCUUCUGCAGCACAUACAUCGUUUUCCUGGCAGAGAACAUCAAGCAGGUGGUGGAGGGAUACCAGGAGAACAGCACGCUGGCCAGCACCUUUCCCCUGGCCCUGACCAACGUCACGGCCACGCCGGUGCCCAGCGCCCAGUUGGUGGCUGACCCGACGGGGGCUGCCCCCACGGGGGGCUGGGACCUAGACCUGCGCCUCUACAUGCUCUUCUCCCUGCCCUUCCUCAUCGUUCUGGUCUUCCUGAAGGAGUUGCGCAACAUGGCCGUGCUGUGCUUCCUGGCCAACGUGUGCAUGGCCGUCAGCGUGGUGAUCAUCUUCCUCUACAUCCUAAGCGAUUUCGGAGACGCCCGGCACAUCCCCCUGACGGCGCCUGUGGGCAGAUUCCCUUUUUUCUUUGGAACGGCCAUUUUCGCCUUUGAAGGGAUUGGAGUGGUGCUGCCCUUGGAGAACCAGAUGAGGGAUCCCAAGCGCUUCCCCAUGGCCCUGAACAUCGGCAUGGGCAUCGUGACCGUCCUCUACGUGACCUUGGGGACACUGGGCUACCUCCACUUUGGCGACAGCAUUAAAGGCAGCAUCACUCUGAACCUGCCGCACGAUGCCUGGACCAAUCAGCUGGUGAAGAUCCUGUACUCGUUUGGCGUGUUCGUCAGUUUCGCCAUCCAGUUCUUCGUGCCGGCGGAGAUCCUGCUGCCCCCGCUGUGCGCCCGCCUGCCAGAGUCCUGGAGGGGCGUCUGUGAGAUGCUGCUCCGAGGCCUGCUCGUCUGCCUGACAUGUGCGUACACCUUCCCCAUUUCGUAGUUUAACUCUGUCCUCACUCACAACUUUAAUAUUCUCUUUAAAGGGGUUUUAUUCCUCUUCGUCUUUUUCUGUUUUCUCCUUUUUUUUCUUAACGACACUUUCAUCCAAAGCGUCCGAAACGCAUCGACCAGGUCUUUUUGAGAAGAGAACCCAUGCCCUAGCCUCUAGGUGGUUCUCUCCUCCUCUUUCUCUCGCUUCUUUUCCACUCUCUCGCUCUUUUGUUUCUUUUUUAAUGAAGCUGAGGAGGUAUAGUGAAUACAAAUCUCUGUGUGACGUCCGCCUCGGCCCUAUCUACUCAAACAAUCUUCUGCUAUUCCUGUCACUCUGAGGGUACGGGGCUGGGGGAAUAUGGAGCCGUGAGAGUCCCAACGCCACCGCGCUGAUAGCUUUUCUAAUGAGCACACAUCCAUUUCUGGGUUUUUUAACAUCUUCAUGAAAGUAUUUUGAUUCGUGGUUUUCACCGUUUCAUCAACAUUUCAUCAUGUUUCCUGAAAAAUGAAUUCAUUAUGUAACUGGUACACAUGAGCUGUGCAGUGGCACAUUGUGCCAUGGAGCACACGGUUUGAGGGACAAUAUCAGGCCAAAGAUGUUUUUCAAAUAGCUACUCCACUAAAACGCUAUAAACAAUAAUAUUGAAUUAUCGCUAAACCAUGCAAGGCAGACAUCCGUCUUGUGUCUAUGUCACACAGAGAUAACCAAUAUUUUUGCAGGCAGAACCCAUUGGUAAGGUUCAGUAAGCUGCCCACGAUUGCCACAGAGUCACUUAAGAUAUGGGGCCCUGGAAAACCAGCUUGUGGUUUGCCUGUAGCCCUUUUUACAAAAUUCAACCGUUUUUGAGGAAGGUAGGUGCUGUCGCCUGCAUGAAGGAAGCAAGGAAGCUAGCAAGCAAGGAAGAAGGGCUGGAGGUUGUGGAAGUUUGUCCCUCUACUGUUAAUCAUCUCGCUAUUUGAAGCUCCCAAUAUUUUGAAGGCGCUAGCUGGGACCAAGCUUUCCCUGCUUGAUGCCCAUGCCCCUGUUCAUUUGUUUACACAUGCGUUUAUUUUCUCUUCUGUUCUCAUUGUUCUUUUUUCUUUACGUCGCUUUUUUCCCCCUCCUUGUGCUUCUCCAGUGAUGGGAAAUUUUUUAAUUGGAUAAUGGUGGAGUAAACUAAUGGAAAUGAAGCUCAUGAAUUGCAUGACUGAGUAAAAAGGGCACAGCACAUUAGCGCUCCAUGCAUCUCCCUCGCUCUCCCUGUCUCUCUCUCUUGCUCACUUCGGGGUGCCCAAGACGAGCGCUGUGGAAGUGUUACUGUGUUAGGCAGACCAAAUGGCAUACCAAAUGUGGGUGGGCAGCGAGGGCUUCGGUGGUAUAGUGCAGCUAGCAGGUUCUCUAGCUGCACCCACCAACAGCCCUGUGUAGUUUGAGUCUCCGACAGGUAAGGACCUAUAGUGAAAGAAACAUUUUCUUAAUGCUUUCUAUUUGAUGCAGGCCAGCUGAUCCUCUCCCCCUUCCCAAACUACCCCCUACUUCCCCUACAAAUCAUUCUCAAGUCAGUGAAAAAAUGUAAUCGGUUGAUCAAUACCCCCCAACAUUAGAGGGGUUGAUAUGAUGAACAAUAGUAAUUGAAUUCCUUGGAACCAUCUUGUGCGUCCCGAGACGUUCCAAAGCUUAAGCGGUGAUGGAUGGAUUUACAUUGUGGGAGCAAAACAGUGCCAGAUCUGAUGUGAUGGGGAUUUGUUUUGUCCUUAAAACCCAUCUUUUGAAUAAAUUGAAUUGGUCACUGAACCAUAUCACCCACAAGGCGAUAUAUGAAAAUAAAUAUUAGUCUACCAGACUUUAAUCGUGCGUCGCCUUAUUAAUGAGGUUCUUAAGCAGAGCGAGCCUCCAAGGGACUGUAAUGUUGGAAAAUUUCCCCCACCAACCGCAUGCUUAUAGCCUGUCUACCAAUUUGUCCUCUGAAUCCCUCAGUCAUCCUCCUUGGCUUUCAUUACUCCACUUUUUAAUGAAAAGCAUCUGUCUGUGCUCAGACAAACCACACGAGGAAGUGACUCUAAGCGAAGCUAAGUCUGGGGGAAUUGUCAUAAUUGAGUUUGUGCUGAUGAAUGCAUUUCCUGGAUAGCACUGACCACUUCCCGCCCGUGCCUGGUUUUUACACCUGCGUAUCAUCUCCCUCUCUUGCAAACAGUGAGGCCGUUAUCUAUUUCAUACCUUUAUAUUUAUAAUCAAUCAAUUAACUUUUAAUCAAUCAACUUUUAUUUCCAGACUCAUGGUCCAAUACAUACACAUACCAAUACAAACAACAGCACAUACACAAACAACAACAGGACAAAUAAAAAAGGUGUUUCCACAUGGAUGACUGGUAUCGCACAGUACUAAGACCAGGGUUUGACAGCAGCUUAAUGAUGAGGUUACAUGUACCAUUCAAUCAGCAAAUAAAUUUGUGCAUUAGGGUUCUCAACAGUGCAUGUAAUGUGUAAUCAUCAUGUAAUAAUAAUAAUGUACUAGUGAAAUAAUGCUAUCUUAUUCAUAGCCUGUAUUAGUGAAUUGGUCUCUUUUCUUAGGUAAGCAGUGAAGUAAUUUCUAUAAUGGAAGUUGAAUUAUCACUGCAGCAUUCAUGCCAUUAAAUAGUAUAAUUGGAUACCUGUGCAGUGUGCUUUCAAAGCGUGCUUGUUGGGAACGGGCUGAUUGCUUUGGCCUCCAUUAUUGCUGCUUACAGCUUCUUGAGAGGCGCUCAUCGAAACAACCUCCAACUUGGGUCCUCAACAAUAUGCAAGCAAUAUAGAAGUGUGAAGUCGGUAUUGAUGAAUUAACGGUAGUUACAAAAAUGAAAGGGCAAACCUACUUACAGACAGACAAACAGAGAUUCCUCUAAUUAAAGUGGAUAUUGAUAGCCAAAAAAAGCUAUUUGUUUUUGCUUCGUUUCAAAGUCGUUCUGUCUCUGGGUCUCAGGGCGAUUCUUAUGUUGCGUUUGGCUCCCCGGUUGGCAGGCUGAGCGGACGAGUCCCCUCAAAAGAGUGUUAAUGCACAUCCUGCGGCCCCCUCUGUGCUGAGUGUGCUUAACAAACGCCUUUGUGCAAGGGUGGCAUUCAAUUAUUGGCCCAUAGUUGUGUAUGUAUGUAAUUUAAUGACAUCUGGAGGUGUGUGCAUACAAGAGUUGUGUUUGACUCAACCGCACAAACACACACGGGCGCGCACAUACACACGUGCAACUACAC
This is a messenger RNA of Gadus chalcogrammus (walleye pollock), 4805 nucleotides long. It is a transcript of the gene slc36a4, whose product is annotated as solute carrier family 36 member 4. Gene Ontology annotation, cellular component: vacuolar membrane. The record is from RefSeq and is a predicted model, not a curated record. Lineage: Eukaryota; Metazoa; Chordata; Actinopteri; Gadiformes; Gadidae. Gene Ontology annotation, molecular function: L-proline transmembrane transporter activity; L-alanine transmembrane transporter activity. Bases 355 to 1611 code for a protein of 418 amino acids. Gene Ontology annotation, biological process: amino acid transmembrane transport; L-alanine transport. The transcript is spliced from 11 exons.